This is a messenger RNA of Phyllopteryx taeniolatus (common seadragon), 3519 nucleotides long. It is a transcript of the gene syt1b, whose product is annotated as synaptotagmin Ib. The transcript has 9 exons. Gene Ontology annotation, cellular component: axon; dense core granule; synaptic vesicle membrane. The record is from RefSeq and is a predicted model, not a curated record. Gene Ontology annotation, molecular function: calcium-dependent phospholipid binding; syntaxin binding; clathrin binding. Gene Ontology annotation, biological process: regulation of calcium ion-dependent exocytosis; synaptic vesicle endocytosis; regulation of dopamine secretion. NCBI's taxonomy places the organism in Eukaryota, Metazoa, Chordata, Actinopteri, Syngnathiformes, Syngnathidae. The coding region runs from base 148 to 1533 and encodes 461 amino acids.
CUCCCACGAGACUCAUAUUAGCACAGAUACAACAUUACCAAAGCAUAUAUUCAAACUAUGUUAUUCAAUUCCUUGUUAUUGAACUUAAAACUUUUUGAGAAGUACAAAAACAAAAAAGGAUGACACACUGACUCUCUCCCUUACCACAUGCUUGUCCUCCGCCUGUCCUGUCCGGUCCUGUCAUCCCCUCUCCUCCUCCUCCUCUUCAUCCUCAUCUUCCUCUCUGCAUGUAGGGAAAAAGGGAGAACUUGUGAGUCCGGACAUCGCUGCUGUGUGCACAGUCGGGAUACUGGAUGCGAUUCUCUGUCCUGUCAGGAGUACAAUAUGACGGGAAACCACCGAGCUGUUCCGAUGUUCCCAACAGGAGCCACCCAAUGGCUCAAUGCCACAGAAAACCGAACGCAUGCUGACAGCCAAAGUCCUGACAAGUUUAUGAGUGAGCCUCACCGAAUUCACACAUCAUCAUGGGUCAUGGCAGCCUUCUGUAUUGUGAGUUUGUGCGUGCUCUUCUCGUUCAGCAUGUGUGCGUGGAAGAAAUGUCUGAAAAAGGACAAGGACAAGAAAAAGGGAAAAGAGAAGAGCAAGGGAGGAGAUUUUGACACUGAAAUUGAUGGCCCUUCCAAAGAGCCACUCAAAGUCGAGAGCAAGAAGGAAACAGAGUUGUUAGUCAUCCAGGCGAAGGAGGAUGAGAAGUUGGGCAGACUGCAUUUCACACUAGACUACAACUUCACUGAUAAUAUGCUCGUAGUGGGAAUCUUGCAGGCCGCUGGGCUUCCUGCCAUGGAUGUGGGUGGGAGCUCGGAUCCUUACGUUAAAGUCUAUCUACUCCCAGACAAAAAGAAAAAGUUUGAAACAAAAAUUCACAGGAAGACUCUGGAACCCAACUUCAACGAGACGUUCACAUUUAAGGUACCAUACACCGAGCUGGGCGGCAAGACGCUGGUAAUGACCGUGUAUGACUUUGACCGCUUCUCCAAGCACGAUGCCAUCGGGGUGGUGAAAAUACCGAUGAGCAGUGUGGACUUCAGCCAGUCGCUGCAGGAGUGGCGGGAUCUGCAGAAGGCAGAAAAAGAGGAGAGCGAGCGGCUCGGAGACAUUUGUUUGUCCUUGAGGUAUGUUCCAACAGCAGGGAAGCUGACUGUGGUGAUUCUGGAGGCCAAAAACCUGAAGAAAAUGGAUGUGGGUGGAUUAUCAGACCCUUAUGUGAAGAUCCACUUAAUGCUGAAUGGGAAAAGGCUCAAGAAAAAGAAAACAACUAUCAAGAAGAACACUUUGAACCCCUAUUACAACGAGUCAUUCAGCUUUGAAGUGUCGUGUGAACAGAUAGAGAAAGUGCAGCUUGCAGUGACCGUGUUGGACUAUGACAAGAUUGGAAAAAACGACGCCAUUGGGAAAGUAUUGCUGGGCGGGAGCGGUGCGGGAACCGAGCAUCACCAUUGGUCAGACAUGCUCACCAACCCGAGGCGACCAAUCGCGCAAUGGCACAGCCUUCGACCGGAGGACGACAUCAAUGCACUAAUUUCCAAGAAAUGAAUAUCUGAGGGGCGACAAUGGAUGAAUAGACUCUCCUGACGUGAUCUCCUUCCAUUAGCUUUCUCCACUCUAUUUAUCAAACAUGGCCUUUAAUAGCAUAAAUGUGAUCAAGAUUGAAAAUCAGUAGGUGGCAUAGCUACAGGUAAUGUAGAACUACAGUGGGACCUAAAAUAUUGAAAAGAAUCCUUUCAAGGUUGCUGGUCAAACUUCGAUUUAUUCAAAUUUUGAACUAGAAAUAGAAAUAAUUAGCUCUGUAGUAAAACUGUCACCAUCUUAAAACGUAUUAAAUGUACAGGAAACAUUUUAAAUAAAAAUUUAGCAUUCUUAUAUGACAUCCGAGUUUGAAAAGAAAUUGAUCACUGUGUAACAAAACUGUAUAAAACUAAAACUACUCACCCUUUUACUGUAAUUAGGCGUAAAGGGUGGAUUACUGUGUGUUCCUGGGAGGUGAGUCCCCUCACAUUAACAAGCUAACUUUGCGGCGUACCUUCCAUUCUUGUAAUAUAUCAAUUACAGUUUCUCUCAGUUGCUUUGGUACAUUUCUCGAUUCAUCCUCAAUGUUUGCAAAACAGUAAGUGCAUUUCUCAAAAAAAAUUGUACAAAUGACAAUACACCAUGGAUUACCUGCAAAGGCCAUUCUUUUGAUCAAAACCUUAAAUUAAUCUCUGAAAAGUAAAUAUCUGUGUCACUGGCCAUGUCAGUACCAUCAGAAUGACAAGUCUUUGUGUCAUUGUGUCCGGAUAACAUACGCAAAUUACUUAUUCAUGUUGUCAGUAUAACAGUGUACUCUGGAGGGAUGUUCUGAAGUAAACUGCGGUUAAAGUUUUGAUGACAAUUAUUCCUAUUUGGAAAUUACACCUUAGUAUAGGUAGAAAAUUUAUUGCAAGAGACUGGACAAGAGUCACUUAUGCUUUACUGUUUGUACUGUAAUUUUUUGACAAACCACGUCAUUGCAAUGUAGAAAGGAAAAGACCACUGCAUAGCUCAAAGAAGAAAAAAAACCAAGUAGAAAUGUGAACAUAGUACAAUCUCAUUAGGGAAAACUGUAAAUGCAGUCCUGUAGGAAUUACAGUGCAGUCAAAUUCUCAUCCACAUCACAAGAAAAAUCUUCUCUUGGGAUGAGCUAUUUCAGAAAAUCAUUGGUUAAUGUAAUUCUUCACACAUUUCCCUUCACUUGAGAACGUCAACAUUCACUUGGGAAAAAAGUCAGACGGAAGGUCUAAUGGAAAUGUAUAGGAAUAUACUUGACAUAUGAUGACAACCUUUUUUAAAACCAUUUUGCAUGUAAAGACUUACGCGAUGAACAAAUGUCAAAAUGUUGUGGGGAGUGAAACUAUUCAACGGAGUCAUUAUAAUAUAUUUGGCUCAACAUAACAUAAGCAAUUGAUCAUGUCAGAAACAGUAGAGAAUUGUACAUAUUCAUUUACGUGGAUGUGCCAAAGCAUUUGCAACUGGUUCAAAGAAAUGAGAAAAUGCUUUAUUGAUGUGCACAAUGAUGUGAAAAUUGCAGCAGUUUUGAGAUUUUCAAUUCUGAUCUGAGAUACUGUAUGUACCAAAGAGCCUGAGAAAAAGUAUAAUUGAUGCCUCAUUCUACUGAACAGCCAAGACAGAGACUUUCAUCACACAUUUCCAUUUUGUAUCGGCAGUAUCCUUCUGUAUGAGAAUCCAAGGAUAAAGAACAAGUAAAACAAUGGGGGAUUUCAUUCUUUAGAUACUCACUGAGGGUUAGGAAAAUCUCAACUACUGAGAUUUUAUGCAACUUUAGAGGUAAAAAAACAUUCUGAAAAUUUGUGGCAUUUGAAAUUUGAGGUUGCACUUUAUAAGAACAUUAAAGCAAUGAAAGUGUGAAGUCAAUAUUUUCAAAAUACACUUUCCAUUUUAUUGUUAUCCAAUUAUGAUGCACUCACUGUUGUUUUUUUGCAUUAGUUGCCUUUAGAAAAACUAUGCAAACAAUCUACAAACCUAAACAAGAUACACUUUCUGUAA